GGGAAAUGUGCAAGCAAGCGAUGCGCGAGGUCGUUGCUUCUGAAAGUCGGCUUUGAUAUCGACUCCCUACCAACUGCCAGAGUGCACGAGAAACACAAUCAUGGGAUACUCUUCAAUAUAACGGUUAGCUUGGAUACCCUCAUUAGCUCAGACCAUCUGGGGCUAGUGCCGGAGUUUCACUUUAACAAUGUCUGAGCAACGAACCAUAGCAUACAAGUCUGUUGGGUUUAGUCUAGGCGCAGGAAGCGGCGGCGGGGCUGGUUCAGCCCUUGGAACGGCGGCGAGCUCUUUCCUCAACACCCUCUUUACGUCUGUGCCGUCAGCGAAAUCUCUUUUGCCAACGCUUGUGUCGGAGCUAUCAAUUCCAAAAAGCGCGACACAGCCUGAUGCAGCUGCAGAACAGAACGAUGCAACUCAGAGGCGGUCUGAAAAGCAGGAUGCUAAGCAGUCCGAGAAGCGGCAGGAGGAGCGGCAGUUAGGAAACGUGAGCAUUAAGCACGAACAGGUGCAGGAACAGCGGCAAAAAGAUGAGCCCGAACAGGCGCCUCUAGGGCAAAAGGAAGCGCCUCCAUCUCUGACGGGCCCAACACUUGAGGUCAUCAACCUGCUGUCCGACUCCGAUGAGGACCUCACGCAAGGCACUCCAGCCAAGCAGCCGGCCGCAGCAGCGCAAGACGCAAAAGCGGCUCCGGAUACAGCAGCAGAGCCCCCGACCAAACCGGUAAACGCUGAGUACAUUCCCCUGCCAAAACUGGCAGCACCAGCAGCGGCAGCUGCUGCGGCCGCAGGUGCCGCAGGCACGUCCGCGGACAAGGCGGCGCCGGCACCUGGAUCCGCGGAUGCUCUAGCAGAGGAGGAGAACAUUCGGAAAUUGGGCCAACGGCCGUACUGGAUGUCGUACGUGUCGCGUAUCGAGAGCCCACUGCUGCGGCUGCACCAAGAGCUGGUUGAGCUGUGCGAGCUGGUGCAGCCCACUCCGGAUGAGGCGGAGGCGCGGCGGGCGUCGGUGGCGGCGGUCAGCGAGGUGGUGAACUCCAUCUGGCCCAACGCAAGGUGCGAGAUCUUCGGCUCCUACGCCACGGGUCUGUACGUGCCCACCUCUGACGUGGACCUGGUCAUCCUGGACAGCGGCUGCAGCAACGUGCAGGCGGGCCUCAAGGCGCUGGCAGCGGCGCUCACCAAGAGGAACGUGGGGCGGGCGAUCCAGGUGAUCGGCAAGGCGCGUGUGCCCAUCGUGAAGUUUGAGACGGUGGAGUACGGCAACCUGGCCUUCGAUGUGUCGUUUGACGUGGCCAACGGGCCUCAGGCCGCCCAGCUGGUGAGCGAGAUGACGGCCGCCUGGCCCAUGAUGCGCCCGCUCAUCCUCUGCCUCAAGCUCUUCCUGCAGCAGCGGGAGCUAAACGAGGUGUACACGGGCGGCAUCGGCUCCUACGCCCUCAUCACGCUGGUAGCUGCCUUCCUGCAGCUGCAUGCGUCGCGCAGGCCCAGCAGGGGAGCUGCGGCGGACAGGGACAUGGACGGCGAGGCCGAGGAGGGCGGCGGCGGCAAGCGCCGCAAACGCGAGCAGCCGCAGCAGGACAAGCAGCAGCAGCAGCAGCAGCCGGUGCACGGCACUGCGGGGGCGGCGGCGAGUGGGUCGGAGAGCGGGGCGGUGGAGCCGGGGCUGGGGGCGCUGCUGGUGGACUUCUUCAGGUUCUACGGCCGGGUGAUCAACAUGCCGGAGGUGGGCAUCAGCUGCGCGGGCGGCGGGCAGUUCUUCCGCAAGACCGACAAGGACAGUCCGCCGGGCGGCCAGGCGGGUGGCGGCAGCUACAGCGGCUGGCUCAACUGCGACCGCCCCUUCCUGUUGGCGGUGGAGGACCCCAAGGACCCCGACAACGACGUCUGCCGCUCUUCCUUCAACAUCAUGCGCGUCAAGACGGCCUUUGAGUUCGCAUACCAGAUGCUGACGGCGCCCUCCCACCGCGAUGAGUCGUUGCUGUCGCGCAUCUUGCGCCUGGGGCCCAUCCUGGCCAGCCGCCCGCGACCCCGUGUGCCGCACCUCCGGGACCUGGGCUACUACGCGCAGCCGCCCCAGCCGGCGGCACGGAGGCAGCGGGAGCAGGAGGAGGACGAGCGGGAGGCCGGCCGGCAGCAGCAGCAGCGGGUACGAGGGCGCGAGCAGAAGCAGGAGCAUGAAGAAGGAGAGGCGCCAGAGGAAGGAGAGGAGACG
Molecule: messenger RNA, 2212 nt
Organism: Astrephomene gubernaculifera
Lineage: Eukaryota; Viridiplantae; Chlorophyta; Chlorophyceae; Chlamydomonadales; Astrephomenaceae
Source: the annotation of a GenBank genome assembly